This is a messenger RNA of Sphaeramia orbicularis (orbiculate cardinalfish), 2646 nucleotides long. It is a transcript of the gene plod1a, whose product is annotated as procollagen-lysine, 2-oxoglutarate 5-dioxygenase 1a. NCBI's taxonomy places the organism in Eukaryota, Metazoa, Chordata, Actinopteri, Kurtiformes, Apogonidae. Gene Ontology annotation, biological process: peptidyl-lysine hydroxylation. The record is from RefSeq and is a predicted model, not a curated record. Gene Ontology annotation, molecular function: procollagen-lysine 5-dioxygenase activity; L-ascorbic acid binding; iron ion binding. The transcript has 20 exons. The coding region runs from base 110 to 2434 and encodes 774 amino acids. Gene Ontology annotation, cellular component: endoplasmic reticulum.
CGGGGACACAGAAGUUGACUUUUCCAGGUGGAAUGUUCUGGAACAGUGCUGCUGGUUUCCAUUCAGACUGUGGGAGGAUCUGAGUCCACACAUAAACCCAAACUCUAACAUGAACCUGGGGACAGGCCUAGCAGUUCCAGGGUACUUUAUCUGGACACUUUUUCUCCUGACGAACUGUGAAGAACAGCGAAUCCCAGAAGAAAAACUUGUAGUUGUGACAGUUGCAACCACAGAGACAGAUGGCUUCAGGCGUUUCUUGAGGUCGGCCAAACACUUCAACUACACUGUGAAGGUUCUGGGCCGAGGCGAGAAGUGGAGGGGAGGUGACUACAUGUCCACACCAGGUGGAGGUCAGAAGGUCCGACUCCUGAAGGAGGCCCUGGACCAGAUGGAAACUGAGGACACAAUCAUCCUUUUUAUCGACAGUUACGAUGUGGUUUUGGCCUCAGGGCCCAAAGAGCUGCUGAGGAAGUUCCAUCAGGCCGGACACAAGGUGGUGUUCUCCUCAGAGAGUCUGAUCUGGCCUGACCGACACCUGGAGGACAAACACCCCCACGUCAGAGAGGGAAACCGCUUCCUGGGCGCCGGGGGUUUUAUGGGUUACCUGCCCAACAUCAAAGACAUGGUUUCUGAUUGGACAGGAGAAGACCACGACAGUGACCAACUGUACUUCACCAAGAUUUACAUCAAUCCAGAAAAAAGAAAAUCCAUCAACAUCACUGUGGACAGUAAAUGCAGAUUGUUUCAGAAUCUUCAUGGAGCCCUGGAUGAGGUGGUGCUUAAGUUUGAGGAGGGACGAGUACGAGCCAGAAACGUCCUCUAUGACACACUGCCUGUUGUCAUCCACGGAAACGGACCGACCAAGCUGCAGGUCAACUACCUGGGAAACUACAUCCCCAACUCCUGGACCUUUGAAACUGGGUGCACGGUGUGUCAUGAGGAUCUGCAGCCACUGACCACACUGAAGGAGAGUGAAUACCCACUAGUGAUGGUGGGGAUCUUCAUUCAACAGCCCACUCCAUUCGUCAGCGUGUUCUUUGAACGUCUGCUGAAACUGAAAUACCCCAAAAACAGACUGCAACUGUUCAUUUACAACCAGGAGGUUCAUCAUGAGGACCAGGUCCGGACCUUCCUGCAGGAUCAUGGACAUCUGUACCAGGAUGUUAAAUCCAUCGGCUCUGAGGAUGACAUGGACGCCGUUUCCUCCCGUAACUUGGCGCUUGACAUGUGCCGGAAAGAUAAAAACUGCGACUAUUUCUUCAACUUGGACAUUGAAGUGGUCCUAAAGAACGAGGACACCCUGAAGAUUCUGAUCGAACAAAACCUUCCUGUCGUGGCUCCAAUGAUAACCCGACCCGGGCGGCUGUGGAGUAACUUCUGGGGGGCUCUGAGCGCAGACGGCUUCUACGCUCGCUCUGAGGACUACGUGGACAUCGUUCAAGGACGGAGGGUGGGUGUGUGGAACGUUCCGUAUGUGUCCAGUGUGUAUCUGAUCAAAGCCGACCUGCUGCGCUCAGAACUGUCGGACUAUCAGCUGUUCCAGUCCAACACUUUAGAUGCUGACAUGGCGUUCUGCCACAACAUUCGCAACAAGGCCAUCUUCAUGUACGUCACCAACUUACACACCUUCGGUCGCAUCCUGUCCACAGAAAACUACCAGACCAACCAUCUACAUAACGACCUGUGGCAGAUCUUCGAGAACCCAGCGGACUGGCAGGACCGCUACAUCCAUGAGAACUACACUCGCAUCAUGAAAGACAAACUGAUCGAAACGCCUUGUCCUGAUGUCUACUGGUUUCCAGUCUUCACUGACGUGGCCUGUAAUCACAUCGUUCAAGAAAUGGAACACUUCGGACAGUGGUCAGGAGGAAACAACAAGGACAGCAGAAUCCAAGGAGGAUACGAGAACGUCCCCACCAUCGACAUCCACAUGAAUCAGGUCAACUAUGAAAAGGAGUGGCACAAGUUCCUGUUGGACUACAUCGCCCCCAUCACAGAGAAGAUGUACCCUGGUUACUACACCAAGUGUUCCAGUCCUCUGAACUUUGUGGUCAGGUACAAACCUGAUGAGCAGCCGUUGCUCGUUCCUCACCACGACGCCUCUACAUUCACUAUUAACAUAGCUCUGAACAGCAAAGGUGUGGACUACCAGGCUCACUUUGACUUGGCCUUUGUAGUUAGAUAUAAACCAGAUGAGCAGCCCUCUUUAAGGCCCCACCAUGACGCCUCCACUUUCACUAUAAACAUUGCACUCAAUCAAGUGGGCCUCGAUUACCAGGGAGGCGGAUGCAGGUUCCUUCGGUACGACUGCUCCAUCCAGGCUCCUCGUAAAGGCUGGGCCCUCAUGCACCCGGGUCGACUCACCCACUACCACGAAGGUCUACCCACCACCGCAGGGGUCCGAUACAUCGCUGUGUCCUUUGUGGACCCCUGAAGUCCUGCUCAGACCUGCUCAGGCCAGAACAGACCACAACAGUCCUGCUCAGACCAGAACAGACCACAUCAGACCCAGAUAACCCCAGUUCUGUUUUCACAUCAGUGCUGCUGAUUAUCCACUAAAAGAAAAAAAGAGAACAGCCCAAAAAACUAUCCACUAUAAGAAAAAAAGAGAACAGCCCAAAAAACUAUCCACUAAAAGAAAAAAAG